CGGCGGCGCCCGCGCGGGGCCCGCGGAGCGGCGGCGGCGGCGGCGGCGACGGGCAUGGUGCGCGCUCGGGCCGGGGCCCGCGGCACCCUCCGGCAGGCGGCGGCGGGCGGCGCCCCGCGACAGGCAUGCCCAAAGAGAAGCACGACCCCCCCGACCCCCGGAGAAUGUACACAAUUAUGUCCUCUGAGGAAGCAGCCAGUGGGAAGAAGACACAGUGGGCCGAGCUGGAGAUCAGUGGAAAAGUCCGAAGCCUAAGCUCCUCGCUGUGGUCUCUGACUCAUUUGACCGCUCUGCAUCUGAGCGACAAUUUUCUGUCCCGCAUCCCGUCGGACAUCUGCAAGCUGCACAAUCUGGCAUACCUGGACCUGUCCUCAAAUAAAAUCCGGAGCUUGCCAGCAGAACUCGGGAACAUAGUCUCACUCAGGGAACUCCAUUUAAAUAACAACCUGUUACGAGUGCUGCCUUUUGAGCUGGGGAAACUGAUUCAGUUGCAGACCUUAGGCCUGAAAGGGCUUCCGAGGGCAGGCCCAGGCCAGCUGGGAGGGCCUCGGGCAAGGCCAGCAGCAGACCCCGGGCUGACUCUGAAACGGCACCAUGUUCCAAAAAGCAAGCAGACAUGGGCAGAGUUUCCCGCAGGAUCUCAGCGACAUUCUUUGAGAAAUCCCCUCACCCAGGACAUACUGAACCUCUAUCUGGAACCGGAUGGAACGAGAAGGCUGCUGAACUAUUUGCUCGAUAACUUGGCAGGUACUGCAAAAAGAAUGUCCACUGAGCAGCCGCCCCCCAGGUCGUGGAUCAUGCUGCAAGAGCCUGACCGGACGAGGCCCACAGCUUUGCUCUCCGUCAUGUGCUACAACGUGCUGUGUGACAAAUACGCCACCCGGCAGCUGUACGGCUACUGCCCGUUGUGGGCGCUCAACUGGGACUACCGGAAGAAGGCCAUCAUCCAGGAGCUCGUGAGCUGCAACGCCGACAUCAUCAGCCUGCAGGAGGUGGAGACUGAGCAGUAUUACAGCUUUUUCCUGGCGGAGCUCAAGGAGCGGGGCUACAGCGGGUUCUUCAGCCCCAAGUCGAGAGCCAGGACCAUGUCGGAACAGGAGCGCAAGCAUGUGGACGGGUGUGCGAUAUUCUUCAAGACCGAGAAGUUCACGCUGGUUCAGAAGCACACCGUCGAGUUCAACCAGCUGGCUAUGGCCAACUCCGAGGGCUCCGAGGCGAUGCUGAACCGCGUCAUGACCAAGGACAACAUCGGCGUUGCCGUCCUGCUGGAGCUGCGGAAGGAGCUGAUGGGGACAGCGUCGGGGAAGCCCCAUCUCGGAGCCGAGCACCAACUCCUUCUGGUGGCGAACGCGCACAUGCACUGGGACCCCGAGUACUCAGACGUGAAGCUGGUGCAGACGAUGAUGUUCCUGUCGGAAGUGAAGAACAUCAUUGACAGAGCUUCCCGGAGCCUGCAGCCCGGCGUGCUCGGGGAGCUCUCGACCAUCCCCUUGGUGCUGUGCGCUGACCUCAACUCCUUGCCCGACUCCGGUGUGGUGGAGUACCUGAGCACUGGGGGCGUGGAGACCAACCACAAGGACUUCAAGGAGCUGCGGUACAAUGAAAGCCUCACCAACUUCAGCUGCAGUGGGAAGUUUGGGACGGCCCCCGGGCGAAUCACCCACGGCUUCAGGCUCAAGAGCGCCUACGAGCAGGGCCUCAUGCCUUACACCAACUACACGUUUGAGUUCAAGGGGAUCAUCGACUACAUCUUCCACUCCAAGCCUCAGCUGAAGACCCUGGGCGUGCUGGGCCCCCUGGACCACCACUGGCUCGUGGAGAACAACAUUGCUGGCUGCCCGCACCCGCUCAUCCCCUCUGACCACUUUUCCCUGUUUGCCCAGCUCGAGCUGGCACUGCCUUUCCUGCCCCCAGUGAACGGCCUCCACCUCCCGGGCAGGAGGUAGUCCCGGCACCUGCCUCCUCCCGGGCAGGAGGUCAUCCCGGCACCCACCUCCCGGGCAGGAGGUCAUCCCAGCACCCACCUCCUGGGCAGGAGGUCGUCCCGGCACCCGCCUCCCGGGCAGGAGGUCGUCCCGGCACCCGCCUCCCGGGCAGGAGGUUGUCCCGGCACCCGCCUCCCAGGCAGGAGGUCGUCCCAGCACUCACCUCCCGGGCUGCCCGGGCAGGAGGUGAUCCCAGCACUCGCCUCCCGGGAGGGAGGUUGUCCGUGUUUCCUUCAGGAAGUGCCCUGCUCUCUUCGUGGGAAAGCCCGUCAGAAGCUGAAGUGAGGGGAGUGAGGUGUCUCUCAGAGGGAGGGAGAGAGUUCUGUUUUGUUUUUGUCUUGGUGGCUUAAAUUUUCAGUCUGGUUCUUGGACCUGGGUCUUGUCUCAAAAGCCAGGUGCUGGCCGCACCCAGGGUCCAAGGCCGCCCUGCUCUCUCGCUGUCAGGCCGGGACCGUGUCGCAGUGUCCGCACACACCGCCUUGGCGUGUCCCCCGAGUCGUCUUCCUGUUUCUGCUCCCCCUCCCCCGCCGAGAGAGAUUUUCAUGCCUUGAAAUAGUGAAAUGUCAGAACUACCCAGAAUCCAUUUGCACAGAAAUUGGUAGCACCACAUGCUGAGGCCAGUAACAUACCCAGAUGGUUCUACCGCGAGGGCCACGCCCUCCCCACUUGUUUUCCAGACUCAUUUGUUUGAAGGGAAAAAAACAAUAGAGACCUUGAAUUUAGCCUUUUCUGAUUGUGUAAUUUGUAAAAACUGAGGUGACGUUUGGUUUGUGUGUGUCUUUUUCACUUGCUUCUCAUGCUGUUGAGGCCAGCCCGUCAGCCAGGCAAGACAGACUCUGCCGCAGGAUUCGCCCAUCCUGGUGUUGCCCGGGUUUGUUGGGUUAAACAGCAAAACAAAACGCCUGUCCCAGCAGGCUCUGCACCUGCAGAGAAACCCUGUUCAUCUCGUCCACCGUUUGUUUAAAAGAGUCCCGUCGGCCCAGGGCUGCAGAUGUUCUGACAGUGCUCUGGGGUGAGCUGCGGUUGUGUCUGGUUGUCCCGGGGCAGAGCAUUGGCCGUCACUCUGGGGGGCAGCUGGAGGCGCAGCGGGGAGGGAGCGUGGCUCGCACGGAGCAGACUCGGCUCCGGUCCCCAGCACCACAGAGGGCCCCCCCCCCCCCCCCCGUGCGUGCCAGGGGGCUUCCCUGAGCACCACCUGAUGGGCACCCCGGGAAAAACAGGUCACAUUUGGGAACGUGUUCCGAGGGUCCCCGCUCACCAGACAGACUCAGUGUGGAGUUCAGGUUGCUAUCAUGUGACUUUUUUCUUAUAUUUUCCAUUAGUUUUAUUUUUUAACAAAAAAAACAAAAUUAAUUUUUAAGUCCUUUUUAAUGUGCGUGAUGUGUUAAGUGCUCCAAACAGUUCUUCUGUUCCCCCCUCUUUGUGUGUGUGGGGGGCACACUCAGUGGUGCUCAGGGCUUCUCCAGGCUGUGCUCCGGGGACCCUGUGGGAUAACAGAGGUGAAACCUGGCCAUUCGUGCAGGGUGAGCACCCGCCUGCUCUACGCUCCCUGUCGACCCGAGGUUCCGAACCCCUUUCUCUUUUUUAAGUGAUAAGGUCAUUUGAUUGUGUCAAAGAGAGAAGUGUGGCUCUCCGCCUGAGCACUGCUGGGUGUGACCCAGUUUCACCUUUCAGCCCCUUGUUCCUUCUGAUCAGAUGAACUCAGAGGGGACAAUGAGGUCUUGGCGCUUUUGUGUUAGCUGCAAACCAAGAAACAAGGGCAGUUUUCACAUGAGCAUUAAGGAAAAGAAGAAAAAAAAAUUGAGGUUCUCGAGUUUUUUGGGGGAGGGUUUUUGGGCACAUCUGGCAAUGCUGAGAUUCUCCCAGGUCUGUGCUCAGGAACUACUCCUUAUGUUCUCCAGGGACUUUGUGGGAUGCCGGGGAUUGAACCUUGGUCAUGUGCAAGGCAAGCAUCCUCCCCACUGUACUCUCCUUCUGGCCCUAACUUAAAGUGUUUUGUAGAUGUUGAGUCUUCAUUUGUCAGAGGAAGUGACAGUACAGACUGUUUAAAUAAGUGACUCCCUCGUGUCCCCCAUCUCUCAACCCCAACCCCAUCUCUCUCUCAAACAAUCCCAGAAAACUUUGAUCUCAAGUCUCUUGUCUGGGACCUGGUUUUACCUUUGGACACCUUUUUUAUUUUUCUCUCUCUCUGGAAGAUUUUUCUUGUAAUGGGUAUUUCAGUUUUGUUUAACUUUUUGCUUUUUUAAAAAAAAAACUUCUGCCAACACCAUACACGUGCAUUUGUUUGGUGGGUGCACUGGGACCAGGCAGCUGGUGGUGCGCACAGGCGUGGACGCAAUGCAGGGGUCAGCCCGUGUUUUAUUUUGACUGCAAGAAUAACUCAAAGGUGUGUUUGCACCUUUCUCCCUAAAACUAUGCAGGUCCUCCACACCUUAGGACAUUUUGCAGCAAGAGUGAGCCGGAGCGGCUAGCCAGAGCCCAGAGACCCACUUAGCCCAUGGGCAGCUUGUGGGACGGGGCGUCCAGAGGGGUCCCAUUUGUGUCUUGGGUGUUUGUCCACUGCUAGGAAGGUGGAGUCUCUUCCCUGCCACAGGCACUAGAUGCACUUGAUCGUUGUGAAACGUUUGAGCUUUAAGUGAGAUGGUUUUCCAGCACGUGUGUCUUCACCUGGUUGGUGUUCGUAGAUCGCUCUGGAAAGACGUGCCGGAGGGUGAAGCCGGCGCCGCCUGCUGUCCUGAGGUUCCUGCUUUGCGCCACUUAAUAGUCAGACCGCAUUCCCUGGAUGUGGCCACUGUGUAGACUCGAGUGAUCGCUUGGAUUGAGAGUAGAGAUUGGACCCCCUUCGCCGGCAACAGAGAAAGAGGAGGGUGCUGGAGCUAGCGGGCAGCAGGGAGGGUGCUUGCCUGGCACGCCACCAGCUUGGGUUCGAUCCCUGGUGCCCCCUAGAGUCCCUGAGCCCCUCUAGGAGUAAGCCCUGGGCACUGCUGGGUGUGACCCAAAAACCAAACAGGAAAAGAGAAAGUCAUAUUCAACCAGCAAGUGAAACUCAUCGAAGUUGGGGCACUUGAGUGAGACAAAACAGGUUUUGGGGGGGGUGGGGGGUUGUUAUUUUCUAUGUCUUGGAUCAUUUCCCAUAGUCUCUUAACUCUCUAAAAGGCAAUACAUAAGAACUAGUAUAUUUCUCAUAAAUUUGCUGUCCCCCAAAUUCUGUAAAAGAUUUCUUGUGCUCUUGCUGUACUGUCAUUUGAGAGGUCUCACUGGAUAAGUUCAUUUUAGAAAUGUUUCUUGGAAACUGGGGUGAAGGGUGUCCUUUAUUAUUUAUAUAUAUAAUCCAGAACUUGGAGUUCCCUCGAUUCCUUGGUUGGGAACCUUUUGAAGUACCAGUUCCUGUUUUCAUAACGAUUAUGCUUUGAGAUUUAAAUAAUGUUCUUUGGAAUUAAUUUACGGGGGUCUGAGCCAUAGUAUGGCGGAGGGAGGGCGGCCGAACAGGGUGGUCUCUGCCUCCCCGUGGCACGGUCCCCCGAGCUCGGCCAGGACUAAGCCCUGAACACCACUGGGUGUGGCCCCAAAACCAAAAUAUAAUGGCAUAAUUUCAAUGAAAGUCAUAGACAUGAAUUGUGGCAUGCAACUAGAGUGAUUCUAGAAGGUAGGUCAGGAGCAGCUUCCAAAAAUGUGUUUUUGAUAUUUCUUGGGUGUUUGACUGCCAGGCAGGAGAAUUUGAGGUUUUAGCACUUUGCAACAAAGGCCAUUAUUGAAUUGAGUAGAAGGCACUUACGAAUGUCCAAGCUCUUUAAAAAAAAUAAUAAUUCAGCUUUUCAAUAAUGAAUUCCAUUUUUCUCCCUCUCUUUUUGAAACUUGGAAUUUGUUUCCAUCUUGACUUUAAGAUUUUUUCUUGGUGGGGUGGGAUGGAGUGGGGACCGUGCCAUUGAAGGACAAAAGAAAAGGCUGAAGCCAGACAGCCACCACGGUUGGUUCUUUGGAGGACUCAAGUGCAAAGAAGGGCUGUAGCGGUAACUGGUACAUGUUCCUCAUCUCCCUGCCCUGCUCAGAGUGUUUUUAAGAUGUUUGCUUUCCACUUCGUUUUGGCUGCGUCUCGUCGAGUAUUUCUCCUGGCAUCCUCGUCCUUCACAGCACCAAGAUCCUCACCAAGUUCAAAGAAGGUGGCGUUGGCCUCACCGGCAAGGGAGUCAAAAGCUAAAGAUGUACCUGUACGGACUGGUUAUUAGAAAAAGGGGGUCUGUCCUUUUCCGUGGAAAUUUCUUGGUCGAAUUGUAACUAGCUGGUAUUAAUUAUAUUUAUAUACAGGCUGCUUUUCUUUGCCGAUGUAUUUUCCUACUUAUAGCCAAUCAAUAAAUUCAAUAUCUGUUUCGCA
This is a messenger RNA of Sorex araneus (European shrew), 6357 nucleotides long. RefSeq names its product CCR4-NOT transcription complex subunit 6 (gene CNOT6). The transcript has 14 exons. The record is from RefSeq and is a predicted model, not a curated record. Gene Ontology annotation, molecular function: protein binding; poly(A)-specific ribonuclease activity. Gene Ontology annotation, biological process: nuclear-transcribed mRNA poly(A) tail shortening. Bases 126 to 1946 code for a protein of 606 amino acids. Gene Ontology annotation, cellular component: cytoplasm; CCR4-NOT complex; nucleus. NCBI's taxonomy places the organism in Eukaryota, Metazoa, Chordata, Mammalia, Eulipotyphla, Soricidae.